Hymenoscyphus albidus is the source of this 1318-nucleotide messenger RNA. Lineage: Eukaryota; Fungi; Ascomycota; Leotiomycetes; Helotiales; Helotiaceae. The record is from the annotation of a GenBank genome assembly.
UGGCUCUCUGACCCUUGUUUGAAGAGGGUAUUUCAGAAACAUUGACGCAAGGCUGGGAGGAAGUGGAAAAGAGGUACCGAGGUGUGUCAAGGAAGGGGUACUGUAGAUCUUGGGGGAUCGAAAGGCCGACUUGCCGACGCGCAAAGAAUAUUGUCAGCCUUGUCUGUCGCGUAUCGAAACUUACCAUCUUUCACCAAUCCAACUACAACAGACGAGGCCAAUCCCACCACUAUCUGCGAUAUGCCACCUGAAUUGAUACCUGACGAUGAGGAAUAUGCUUCGGAAGAGGACUCGGACUUUGCGCCCGAUACAGCGCCUGCGAAAGGAGAUGAUGAAGAGUCUUCAGAUGAGGAAGCGGAGCCGGUUAUUACAGAGGUGAAAAGCAAACCUACGAAACGGAAAAGAGGCACCGAUACUGAAGAAGCUGAGGAUGCGGGAUUCGAGAACUCGGGCGAUGAAGCUAUUAUUGAGAGGGGAUUGAAGAGGCAGAAAAGGAAAGGGAAGAAGGGCAAAGAUGAAGCGCCACUAGAUGACGAAGGAGGGGAAGGUGGGUUGGUUAAGACGAGGAGUAUGAGGGCUGCUGAGUACAUAUUUCCCCCUUCGUCUAUAUACAAAUCUGCUAACAUACUACGCAAACAGAAAAACAGAGAAAAAAGUAGCCCUCCAAGACACAUCCAAAUCCACAGUCGACGUCGAUGCCCUCUGGGCCUCCAUGAUAUCCGGCAAACCCCUCACAGACCCCACCACCCAACCCCAACCCAGCUCCCCCAAAGCCUCCAACGGCCCAGAAUUAAAGCGCACAAACAUUUCUCCCGCCGUCAAAGAAAGGAAUCUUCGUUCACCAAGCACCAUAAACGACGGACCCCACUCCAUGAUCCUCAUAAAACGCAGCUACCACUUCGCCGGCAAACUACACCACGAACAAAAACUCGUCCCCAAGUCCUCCGCCGAAGCGAGACUCUUCCUCGCCUCCCAACCUGUCGAUUCUCCUACUCCUACUCCCACAUCUCCCCCCAAGCGAGCGCCGAAGAAGGCAAGACGCUCGAUCUUCGAACCGCAGGUUGACUUGCCUAUUCGCACGGAUCUGAAUCUAGGGGUGAGGAAGGAGGAGGAGAGGGUGGAGAGUAUGGGUAAGGAGAAGAAACUUAAUACGGUUGAGAAGAGCGCGAUGGAUUGGGCGGGCUUUGUGGAUAAGGAGGGGAUUGGGGAGGAGUUGGAUAAGGCGGGGAAGAGUAGGGGGGCUUAUAGGGAGAGACAGGAGUUUUUGGCGAGGGUGGAGGGGAAGAAGGAGGAGGAGGCUAGGAGGGCGAGGGGGAUU